Archocentrus centrarchus (flier cichlid) is the source of this 790-nucleotide messenger RNA. RefSeq names its product somatostatin family member 6.1 (gene sst6.1). Bases 198 to 530 code for a protein of 110 amino acids. Gene Ontology annotation, molecular function: G protein-coupled receptor binding; neuropeptide hormone activity. Lineage: Eukaryota; Metazoa; Chordata; Actinopteri; Cichliformes; Cichlidae. Gene Ontology annotation, biological process: adenylate cyclase-inhibiting G protein-coupled receptor signaling pathway; regulation of cell migration. The record is from RefSeq and is a predicted model, not a curated record. Gene Ontology annotation, cellular component: extracellular region. The transcript has 2 exons.
UCUGGGGUUCUCAAAUCUUCUGAGCAGCUGCCACCAACUGUGCUCUACUUUUUCACCAUUCUUCUCUGGAUCUCCAGCAAGUCUGAGCUGCUCAGACUCUCUUGCUUAUACACACAGUCACACACUCACACUGUCUUUGUGAGCCUCCUGCUCCUGUGACUGUAGCUCUGGUCAGUCACCUGCACUCCUGUCACAGCAUGCAGCUUCUGGUGGUGUUAGCAGCUCUCAUGGGGGUUGUGUUCAGCGUAAGAGCAGCUGCCGUGCUUCCUGUGGAGGAUAGGAGCCCCAUCCAUUUGAACAGGGAGCUUAGCAAAGAGCGCAAGGAGCUUAUCCUAAAGCUGGUGUCUGGCUUGUUGGAUGGAGCUCUGGACACAAACAUGCUGCCAGGAGAAGCGGCAGCUGUGGAGCUCGAAGAGCCGCUAGAGUCUCGCCUGGAGGAGAGAGCUGCUUAUAACAGGCUAUCACUCCCUCAGCGUGACCGCAAAGCCCCCUGUAAAAACUUCUUCUGGAAAACUUUCACCUCCUGCUAACAGUGCCCAAAAACCACUCGGCUCUGCCUGCUACUCCUUCCGUCCCAGCUCUACAUGAACUGUGGUAGACCUCAGCUGUACAUAUCAUCUACACCUGUCAGACAUGCAGCAUCGAUGGACUUCACUGAGACAGUGUGUCUGUUUGAAUAUUAAUUAUUUAUGUAUCUAUUUAUGUAUACUAUGUAUGUAUGUAUGUAACAGUUACUUUCAGGGUCAACAAUAAAGCAUGGAUAUAAUAUUUAAAAUGGUGAUAACAGUAA